Molecule: messenger RNA, 2713 nt
Organism: Seriola dumerili (greater amberjack)
Lineage: Eukaryota; Metazoa; Chordata; Actinopteri; Carangiformes; Carangidae
Gene: pltp
Product: phospholipid transfer protein
Exons: 15
Coding region: 120-1607 (495 amino acids)
Biological process (GO): ceramide transport; high-density lipoprotein particle remodeling; phospholipid transport
Molecular function (GO): phosphatidylcholine intramembrane carrier activity; phosphatidylethanolamine binding; ceramide transfer activity
Source: RefSeq, a predicted model, not a curated record
GUCAGUGUGAACAGGGACACAAGAACAGACUACAUCAGCUACAGAACAAGAGAUCCAGAACCUGAAUCUAGAACCAUCAGGUCUGAGCUCCUCCUUCUUCAGUCUGCUGAUCUGUCAACAUGCUCCAAUUCAGGAUGACUCCCUGUCUGUUGUCCCUCCUCUUCGUCGUCCCUUUGCUGUCCUCCAUCAUGGCUGCUGCCGAACAUGCUGGCUGCAAAAUCCGCAUCACUGACAAAGGACUGGAUAUGUUGAAGUAUGAGACUCAGAAGUUUGUGGAAGAGGAGCUCACUAACAUCAGUAUGCCAGAGAUGAGGGGCAAAGACGGACGCUUCCAAUACACCAUCACUGAUGUGAAGAUCACAGAGCUGAAUCUGACUCACGCCGAACUGCAAUUCAUCCCCAACAUUGGUUUGUUGUUUGAUGUUCAGAACUCAUCGAUCUCCCUGAGUUUCCACCGACGGAUCCUUUACUGGUUCUUUUACGACACAGGAAACAUCAAUGCGUCAGCUGAAGGAGUGAACAUCAACACGGCUCUGAAUCUGAUCAGAGACGACGAGGGACGACUGAAGAUCAAUAACAUCACCUGUGAUGCCAAAAUCACCAAAAUGAGAGCAGAGUUCAGCGGAACACUCGGGAGAGUUUACGACUUCCUGGCCAGCUUUCUGACAUCAGGCAUGCGCUUCCUCCUCAACCAAAGGAUCUGUCCGGCUCUGAAUCACGCCGCUCUGGUUCAUGUGAACUCGCUGCUGGAGACGAUUCCCGUAAGGUCGGAGGUUGAUAGUUAUAUUGGGAUCGAUUAUUCUCUGAUCAAUGAUCCAGUGGUGACAUCCAGGAGCCUCGACAUGCACUUCAGGGGGAUGUUUUUCGACCUGUCCAAUCAGAACGACACGUUGGUGAACUACGCCGUGGACCCCGUCAUCAGAGAGUACGACAGGAUGGUUUACCUCGCUCUGUCCGAGUUCUUCUUCGACAGUGGAAUGUUCUCCUACUACAAAGCAGGAGUCUUCCAGAUGCACAUCGUCAACGAGAAGAUGCCGAAAGAUUUGGAGAUGUUGUUGAGAACCACCUACUUUGGAGCCAUCAUGAUGAUAAACCCGGCUCUGGUGGAAGCUCCAAUCUCGCUUCAGCUUGCUGUCAACUCACCUCCAAAAACUACCAUCAAGACAUCUGGAGCGACAGUUGUCAUGACAGCCAUUGUCAAGGUGAUGUUGCUGCCUCCAGGUCGGCCUCCGGUCCAGCUCAGCAGCAUGACCAUGGAAACAAAGUUUAACGCCAAAGUUUCUAUGAAAGGAAAACGUCUGGCUGUUCACGCUGACCUCCGCAGGUUUAAAAUCUUCUCCAACCAAUCAGCUCUGGAGUCUCUGGCAUUGAUUCCUCUGCAGGCUCCUCUAAAGACCAUGUUGCAGAUGUCUGUGGUUCCUUUAAUCAACAACUGGACCAAGAGAGGAGUUCGGAUCCCUCUGGCAGAUGGGAUGGACUUCAUUGAGGAGGUGGUUGAAUAUCAUAAUGGAUUUAUCGUGAUUGGAGCAAAUCUUCACUUCACCAAAGGACUGAGAGAAAUGAUCGCAGGGAGCAACGAGACAGAACCAGAAACCAACACCAUCUAAAACACUAGCACGCACCCACGCACACACACACACACACACACACACGCAUAUAUAAUAUGUUUAUAAUAACUAUUAUAACUUUAUUUGUAUAGCACCUUUCAAACAAAUGUAUAUUUACCACACUGUGUGGUUAUAUACACACAAUGUAAAUAUAAACAACACUGUGUAAAUAUGUAUUGACAUAUACAAUACAUACACUGAAUUGUAAGCAAAGAUGUGUUUGUAUACAAGACAGACAUAUGUAUAUACAUACCUACACAUACAUUAUAGACAGUAUAUAUAACACUGCUUAUAUAUACACACUAGGCUAAUGGCUGAAGUUUUUAGGCAAAAACAAUAGUUUUUAUUUCUUUGUGAACUUAAUCCAAAGUGCAGUAAAGAGAAAAAAAAAAUCUAACUUACAACACACUGGACGCCACAGGUGUUCUGCAUCAUGUUAAUCAGCUACCUGCAGAGCAAACAGAGAUACAGGUUAUCAAACCAGCAGAUCAAACCUCCAGAGGCCUGCACUAAGAAACAGGUUCAACAUAUCCAGGAUAUCUUUUUGUUAUCAAGCUUAACUAAACUGAACAACUGCAAUCAUGAGCAGUGACAUGAUGGUGGCUAUCAGCUCGGUAAGUCAACCUAGGUUUUCUUGAGCCAUGGAAAUGUAGGGUUAAACCUGAAGUUACCUCGCUAAUCACAAAUCCUGCUUCAGAGUACAGGCUUCAGGGGUCAUCACAAUAUAACAGUACACACACACACAUACAUAUAUAUAUAUAUAUACAGUGGGGUCCCACUGAUAUGUAUACAGAAAUAUGCAGAAAUGUAUAAUUUGUGUGUUCAUGAUGGUUGUGAUGUAACCAUGGCAACCACGGGAACUGCUAGACAGGGAAACAUAGUGUAGCAUAGUGUAAACUUGACUGAACCAGUGUCAACCAGAACUACACCAGAGUACACCAGUAUAAACCUGUGACAUAACCCAAACUGUAUGUUCGUGUUCAUUACCUGUUCAUGUGCAAUGUAACUAUGGUGACAUGACAUCAUGUGACACCUGUAUUUGAUCAUUGUGAUUUCUAUGUUCAAACAUUGUGUAACUCUUUUAAUGAAUAAAGUAAAACUAAACU